Molecule: messenger RNA, 2225 nt
Organism: Triticum aestivum (bread wheat)
Lineage: Eukaryota; Viridiplantae; Streptophyta; Magnoliopsida; Poales; Poaceae
Product: wall-associated receptor kinase 2
Exons: 3
Coding region: 1-2052 (683 amino acids)
Biological process (GO): protein phosphorylation; cell surface receptor signaling pathway
Cellular component (GO): plasma membrane
Molecular function (GO): calcium ion binding; polysaccharide binding; ATP binding
Source: RefSeq, a predicted model, not a curated record
AUGCUGAGACUGUGGACAUCAUUAAUGUUGCUGCUGCUCCUUGGGGCAGCGGCAGCUGCAACAGCAGCUACCACCGCGACCACUCGUGGGUGUCAGCCGAGCUGCGGCGGCGUUGAUAUCCCCUACCCCUUCGGCAUCGGCGCCGGCUGCUUCCGCAAGGGCUUCGAGAUCGAGUGCAUCAAUGGUGGCCCUGUGCUCGCCGGCACAUCCCUCCGGGUGCUCAAGCUGUCGCUGGAUCCAGAUGAGUCGCAGGUGAUGCUUCCCAUCGGGUGGGAGUGCUACAACGCCUCCGACCCAAUCGACACCUACAACAACUGGGACUAUGGAGAGACGACGAUGAACAAUGACGGCGUCUACCGCAUCUCCAACACCCACAACAUGCUCGUCGUCGUCGGCUGCAACACCUUGGGCUAUGCACUCAGCAAACCAACCAAGGGCAGCAACUACAAGUACGCCUACCAGACUGGGUGCAUGUCCUUCUGCAAUAACUCGGCGAGCGCGCAGGACGGCCUCUGCGACGGCGUCGGGUGCUGCCACAUCGACAUCCCGCCGGGGCUCACUGACAACUACUUCAACUUCCGGGAGUACGACCACUCUGCGAUGAUGGACUACAGCCCGUGCGACUACGCCUUCCUCGUUGACAGGAACAACUACACCUUCCAGCGGUCCGACCUCAAGAUGAACACACACCGGACCAUGCCGGUGUGGCUGGACUGGGCCAUUCGCGUAAAUGAUUCAAUCUCCGACGACAUACUAUCAUGCAAGCAAGCGGCCAAGACUGGUGAGGACGCCUGCGCCGGCACCCACAGUGACUGCGUCAACUCGACCAAUGGACCUGGCUACAACUGCAAGUGCUCCAAAGGCUACGAGGGCAACGCUUACGUCAUCGACGGAUGCACCAAUAUAGAUGAAUGUGCAGAUCCAGCCAAGUAUCCUUGCUACGGUGUGUGCAAGGACGCCCAAGGAUGGUACGGAUGCGAGUGUCCUGCAGGUUAUCGGAGCCAUGACCCAAGAACAGAACCAUGUACUCAACAGUUCCCACUUGCUGCACAAAUCUCCAUAGGUGCAACAGGUGGUAUUCUUGUCUUGGCAUUUCUGGCAUUCCUUUUUGUUCUUCGCAAAGAGAAGCAGAAGGCUAGAGAUUUUUAUCGAAGGAAUGGUGGGCUUACAUUAGAGAAAGCUAGAACUAUUAAGAUUUACACAAGGGACAAUCUCAAACCAAUUUUAAAGAGUAGCAAUCUAAUUGGCAAAGGUGGCUUCGGCGAAGUGUACAAGGGUGUUGUUGAUGGAGCUACAGUCGCAGUAAAGAAACCGAAUGGUCGUAGUGUGCUAGAGAAGGAGCAAUUUCCAAAUGAAGUCAUCAUCCUGUCUCAAGUCAGCCACAAGAAUAUUGUAAGGCUUUUAGGUUGUUGCCUCGAAGUGGACAACCCCAUGCUAGUCUAUGAAUUCAUCUCCAAAGGAAGCUUGGAGGACAAUCUUCAUAGUGCAGACAACGAGAAGAUUCUCGACUUGGAUGUACGUCUAAGUAUUCUUGAAGAGUCGGCACAAGGUCUAGCUUAUAUGCACUCACAAAUCCAUAACAAAAUCCUUCAUGGUGAUGUUAAACCAGCAAAUAUACUCCUUGAUGAGAACUUUUCCCCGAAGAUUGCAGAUUUUGGGAUAUCGAGGUUGCUUGCAAAAGGUAAGUACCACACUGCAAACAUCAUAGGUGACAUGUCUUAUAUGGAUCCAGUGUACCUACAAUCAGGCCGAUUGACUGACAAAAGUGAUGUCUAUAGUUUCGGUGUUGUCAUCUUAGAGCUCAUUAGCAGGAAGAGGGCCACUCAUUCUGAAAAUAAUAGCCUAGUGAGGAGCUUCCUAGAAUGUCAACAAAAAGGGGAGAGCGUGACUGAGCUUUUUGAUAAGGAAAUUGCAACAACAGGAGAUUUGGGAUUUCUUAACAAGUUGGCAGAGAUUGCUCUUGAGUGUCUUAACCUUGAUGCAGAUCAAAGACCAUCAAUGACAGAUGUUGCAGGGCGCCUUCUCAUGUUGCAUAGGUCCCGUAAUCCUUAGGUUUGUUUACGGAUCAGAGUUUCAACGGCAUGUAUGUUAAGUUGAAUAAGAUAGGUAGCUAUCAGUGUAAACCUUUGUUGUAUUUCUUGUUCCAAGAAAUUUGUACUACUAUAGUAAGUAACUUUACGUUUCAUAUGACCAAAUGUAUGAAUUGAUUUUCUGAUUAAACUAUA